AUCUAUUCUCUUUCUCUUUUCCUCUUUCUUCUUUCCUCUUUCAUUUUUUCCAUCUGUAUCUAUAUCUCGUCCUGUUUUUAUUUCUUUCUCUUUCCAUUCUUAUCAUUUUCGCGCCUAUCGAGUUUACGCUGUUUUUAACUUCUUUUAUACGGAGUGCGCGUCGUCAGACAUACACGUGUUAGAAGACCAUGCGAGGGUGUCAUCCGCACCGUCACAACGAUGCACGUGUCAAAACAACAAAAAACAAGUGAAAGUGUCGCAGUCCCGGUGCUUCGUUGCGGUUCGCUCGUUUUGUGCGCGCCGAGUUCGCACAGCUGGCAGCGUUUCGGGGGGCUUCUUUCCGUCUACAUUUUUUGAAGAUUCUCGAGGGUUGAAGGGUUCUCGAACGAUUUCGACAAACGACUGUUGAAGUCCGUAAGUACUGAGUAUGUAAAGUGCCCGGGAAGAGCUCCAGUAGAUCGAAAGAUCAUACUUGGAUCAACCGAGCGUUUUCGCUGCGCCAGUGAAACUUCCUAGUCACGUGAGCAGCAAGGGUGGCAAGGAGGUAAGAAGGAGCGAUUUGAGUAUGCCGUAGUCAGCGAUACGACGACGAAGGGCGAGAUACGUUCCGCGUGGAAAGCUGUCGAUGGAUCCCCCGAUUCUCGUCGACAAGUGAGGGCAACUAUACACAUCGAUCGAUCAACUGAACAGCUAUUCCGAAGAUCGCUGUCAGUCUCGGUCGUUUCGCGACGAAGUGCGUAUCGCUGCACCGAUUCUCGAAGUCGCAACGAAUCGUGGCACUUCAUCACAAUUGGCAAACUUUCGUUGUAAACGUUUCAAACACGCGACAACUUCUGCAAAACUUCAAACUUCAAACGUGAUGAUGAAUCCGAAAAAAUACGCUAUGCUGAGCGCGGCAGCAAAACAGCUGACGGGUGACAAUAACUCAACACGCGUCAUUUGCAACGUGAUCGGACGGUCAAUAGCGCGGUGAUUUAAAUAAACACACAUUCGAACAAAGCGAAUUGGCCGUGAGUACCAGCACAGCUUCCACUUCGCGCGAUGAAGAUCGUGCAACGCGUGGAUGCGUCCAAUUUCGAUCGAGAAUGACCUGAUUCCAUCUUCAGAGCUAAGAUCGAUCCUGGAGAAUAUCCCUUCCUCUGUCGCUCUGCAUGUCCAUCUCUAUCUUCCUCUCUCGCAGAUUCCAGAGGAACGUCGUGUCCACAGAAACGGAUCUUCGUGGUCGGCGCGGAUAAUCAUGUCGCGACCUGACACCACUGCCACAUCGAUCACUGUCAAGUAGAUCGUGUGAUCGCACUUGUGUGCAACUUUAUUGAGUAUCUUCCUAUUUAGGAUAUUUAUCGGCGCCUCUUUAUGAACAUUUCUUCCAUGCUUCACAAAUUUCUCAGUCUUCGUGUCUAUAAAAACUAAUAAUUGUUUCGUACUCUCUUUCUCUCUGUCUAGUGAAUCAAAUUUCGUCUUCCUUUUAUGGAAUACAAUAUUAACGUGUUUAUAACAUAUAAGAGAUAUAUUUACAGUUUUUGAUGUUAAAGAAUAAUAUAUAUGAGCAUUAGUAAUAAAAAUUGUCAUUAAAGUGUCUUAUCUUCUUGUGAUGAAAUGUGAUAUGUGUUUUUCGUAAUGUAUGCACAGUAAUUAAACUUUAAAUAAAAUAACAAUAUUUAUAAUCGCAAAUGAUUACAACGUUAUUAAACAGUGUUAAAUUUAUAAAAAAGUCCAACAAACAAAAUUGUGCGCGAAGCGGAGUGUGUUACAACUUUUAAGUGUAAUGUUUAAAUCAUCAACAAUGGCAAUGACGAGAGUACGGAAAAAAUACAUCAUAAUGACGGAAAUUAUUAAAAAAAUAAAACGGAACAUAUGUCAGAUUAUUUAUAAACAAUAUAGACAGUAAACUUGUAUUCUGUAUUUGUGAUCGUGUACCUGAUUUACUCAAAAAUGAGACAGUGAAUAUUCCUCUGUUAAUUAAGACUAAUCUUCCAAAGUAAGAAAUAAAAAGAAUCAAGUUCUCAAGAGACUCAAGAGAAAAAAAUGCGCGGCUUGUAUGUUCUAUUGAUGAUAGGCGCACUCGUCGCCUCGUCCAAGGACGGCUUAAAAUCAUCGAUCGGCCAGACUGAUCAUCCAAAAUUGAUGAGGGGCAGUAGUAAUACUUCGUUACCUAAGCUUAGUGUUGGCUUGAUAGUGCCGCACACAAACUUCGGCGCGCGAGAAUACACAAAAGCUAUCAACAAAGCCGUUGUCAAUCUGCACAAAGGUCAUAGCAAAACUAAAGGACAGUCCAGGUUCUCUUUUCUGGACAAAUAUGAGUUUACUCCAGGACAGGUCUAUAACACCAUGAUGAAGCUGACGCCAAGUCCGACAGCUAUCUUAGACUCACUUUGCAAGGAGUUCCUUUCGGUGAACGUGUCGGCCAUUUUAUAUCUCAUGAACUAUGAGCAAUACGGACGGAGUACAGCCAGCGCUCAAUACUUUCUUCAAUUGGCCGGUUAUUUAGGAAUCCCUGUGAUCGCAUGGAAUGCCGAUAACUCUGGUUUGGAAAGACGAGCGUCGCAAAGCAGCCUGCAGCUGCAGCUGGCACCCUCACUGGAACAUCAGACCGCGGCGAUGCUGAGUAUCCUGGAGAGGUACAAGUGGCAUCAGUUUAGCGUAGUCACCUCGCAAAUAGCUGGUCACGACGACUUCAUACAGGCGGUCAGAGAGAGAAUCUCCGACAUGCAGGACACAUUCAAGUUCACCAUACUGAGCGCCAUUCUGGUUACUGAACCGCACGAUCUGUUGGAGCUGGUUAAUAGCGAGUCUCGAGUGAUGCUGUUAUACUCGACCAGAGAGGAGGCUACUCAUAUCUUGACCGCUGCUAGGGAUUACAAAAUUACUGGCGAGAAUUACGUAUGGGUCGUCACACAGAGCGUUAUGGAGAAUCUACAAACCACCAGUCAGUUUCCAGUUGGAAUGUUAGGUGUGCAUUUCGAUACUAGUAGUGAAAGCUUGGUAAGCGAAAUCACGACGGCAAUCAAGGUCUACGCUUACGGUGUCGAGGAUUUUGUUAAUGAUCCGAAAAAUGCAAAUCGCAGUCUGAACACUCAACUGAGCUGCGAAGGCGUCGGUGAAUCACGUUGGAGCACAGGGGAUCUAUUUUUCAAAUAUUUGAAGAACGUUUCGGUUGAAGGUGAUCAAGGAAAGCCAAACGUAGAGUUCACUCAAGAUGGUGUGUUAAAGGCGGCGGAGUUGAAAAUUAUGAACCUUCGACCGGGAGUUAGCAAGCAACUCGUCUGGGAGGAGAUCGGUAUCUGGAAGUCCUGGGAGAAAGAGGGUCUGGACAUCAAGGAUAUCGUCUGGCCGGGCAAUACUCACACUCCUCCGCAAGGCGUGCCGGAAAAGUUUCACCUCAAAAUAACCUUUCUGGAGGAGCCACCCUACAUCAAUCUUGCACCGCCCGAUCCUGUGACCGGAAAAUGCCUGGUGGAUCGCGGUGUUCACUGUCGAGUGGCCAAGGACUCCGAUAUGGUUGGAAUAGAUAUUCAAUCGGCACAGAAGAAUGAGAGCUUUUAUCAAUGCUGUAGCGGAUUUUGCAUUGACCUGCUGCAAAAGUUUUCCGAGGAAAUUGGUUUCACUUACGAGCUCGUAAGGGUAGAGGACGGCAAGUGGGGUACUUUGGAGAAUGGGAAGUGGAACGGGCUUAUAGCUGAUCUAGUCAAUCGGAAGACCGACAUGGUGAUGACUUCAUUGAUGAUCAACUCGGAAAGAGAAGCAGUAGUCGAUUUCACUGUACCUUAUAUGGAAACCGGUAUCGCCAUUGUUGUAGCAAAAAGAACAGGCAUAAUAUCUCCCACUGCAUUUUUAGAACCAUUCGACACGGCUUCAUGGAUGCUGGUGGGCAUUGUUGCGAUACAUGCUGCGACGAUAAUGAUACUACUCUUCGAAUGGGCAUCGCCCUCUGGUUUCGACAUGAAGGUAAACCCUUCAGGCGCUGCGCAAAAACUGAAGAAUCCAUCGACGAAUCAUCGAUUUUCGUUUUGUCGCACGUACUGGUUGGUCUGGGCCGUAUUAUUUCAGGCUGCCGUCCAUAUCGACUCUCCCAGAGGAUUUACAGCCAGAUUUAUGACGAACGUCUGGGCGUUAUUCGCCGUGGUCUUCCUCGCCAUUUACACUGCCAAUCUGGCUGCCUUCAUGAUUACGCGGGAAGAGUUCCACGAGUUCAGCGGAGUGGAUGAUCAUAGGCUCGCUAAGCCUUUUUCUCACAAGCCCAUGUUCAAAUUUGGUACGAUACCGUGGAGUCACACGGACAGCACACUGGCAAAGUACUUUAAGGAGAUGCAUUCCUACAUGAGGGCCUUUAAUAAGAGUAGCGUAGCGGAAGGUAUCGAAGCUGUCAUCACUGGAGACAUGGAUGCGUUUAUUUAUGAUGGCACAGUCUUGGAUUAUUUGGUCGCCCAGGACGAGGAUUGUCGAUUAUUGACGGUCGGAUCAUGGUACGCCAUGACGGGAUACGGUCUCGCAUUCUCCAGGAACUCAAAGUACUUACAAAUGUUCAACAAACGGCUGUUGGACUAUAGAGAUAACGGAGAUCUGGAGCGAUUGAGGAGAUACUGGAUGACUGGGACAUGUAAGCCCGGAAAGGAAGUACAAAAGAGUAGCGAUCCACUAGCAUUGGAGCAAUUCUUGAGCGCAUUUCUCUUAUUGAUGAUGGGUAUUCUCUUGGCAGUAGUCUUUUUACUCUUGGAACACCUAUAUUUCAAAUACAUCAGACAGCACUUGGCAAAAAGUGAUGAUGGUGGCACGUGCGCUAUUUUCAGCUUGAGCGUGGGAAAGUCCUUGACCUUCCGUGGUGCAGUGUACGAGGCACAGGAUAUACUGAGGCAUCAUAGAUGCAAGGAUCCGAUCUGCGACACCCACUUGUGGAAGGUCAAGCACGAGCUCGACAUGGCUAAGAUCAGGAUACGGCAGCUCGAGAAGGAUCUCGAAGCCCACGGAAUAAAGCCGACCCAAACCAAGAGGAAACCCGGAAGUCUCGGCUGGUGGCAAAGGUGCUUCCAAAGUUCGGACCGCCAUUCACAACCGGAGCCAUUGGCGGUGGAAGCUCCGCAUCCGCUACCACCAUACUUCGAUUCGUAUAUCGAUGCCGUCGAGGUUGCCCGUCCGAGGGAUAUGAGCAGAAACCAUGUGGUCAGUACAGAAUACGCCGAGACGUUUUUGCCCACAGAGAUUUACAGGAUUCCAGAUGAUGAUGCAACUAGGACAGAAAUCGCUGAAAUGGAAACAGUUCUGUGAUCGUAAGAGGAUCGGCUUCAGUCGCUCAAUCGCGCUGGAAGCGUAUGGGACGGACUGAGGGGCCCCUGAAGAUUUCAGAAAUGAUGCGAUCUAAAAAAUCGCAUCCUGUUGCUCCUGCCUCGAACAACGAGUCCCUUCCACAUCAACCUUUCGUUUAGACGCUGAUCCGCUGAUAUCGAUCCUUGGAAAUUGUCGUCAUGCGCGCGAAACAACGAGAGGAGGAACGUCGUCAGUGCCUAUCAAUGAUUGAGAGUCAACCAGCGACCAAGAAAACACCACUCGAGGAUACUUUGUGACUCGAGGAAGUGCAUUGUUAUUGAUACUUGCGUUCACGCUUCUGAGAAAUGCAUUCUUUGGAAUAUCGGAGGGAAUGCAUUUACGCGUCGGUUGCAUUCACACACAACAAUGAUGACUGAGAGAAAUGUUUAAGAAUUGCUAAAUCUUGUGAUGUUCGCGGAGAAACGGAUUUUAAUAAUCGAAUCGGAUUUUGAUCUACGAGUUUGAUGGGAUUUACUAUAACAUACGAUCGACAAGGCGUGUUAUCGAUAUCGGAGUUACGUGUUUCGUGUUCACGUAGUUGUGUGCACAUGCAAAGAUUUUUUUUUCAAAAUUUUAACCUGUGCCUAAAAUUGUCUGGACGCGCUCGUAAUUUGUGCGCUAGGUAAUCUUUCAGGCACUUUGAAAUACAGGUAGUAAUUCGAAAAAAACGAAAUAAACGUUUAACUUCCCUAGAAUAUCUUAAAAUAUAAU
This is a messenger RNA of Pogonomyrmex barbatus (red harvester ant), 6012 nucleotides long. It is a transcript of the gene Nmdar2, whose product is annotated as glutamate ionotropic receptor NMDA type subunit 2. Gene Ontology annotation, cellular component: membrane. Gene Ontology annotation, biological process: monoatomic ion transport. Lineage: Eukaryota; Metazoa; Arthropoda; Insecta; Hymenoptera; Formicidae. The record is from RefSeq and is a predicted model, not a curated record. Gene Ontology annotation, molecular function: ligand-gated monoatomic ion channel activity; signaling receptor activity.